CAAGCUCAAGCAGUUUCCAGGCCAUCGAGUUCCAUUUGCCGAGCCCCUUGUGUGUUUUUCCUUGCCAUGGCGAUGCCACAGCAUGUGUUCCAUCGACACGCAGGGCCAUGGCAUUUGGUUGAUGUAAAGUCAUCUAUUCCAACUGCGAUGGGAGAGAUCAAGAAACAGCUUGUGCAACAUUCAAAUGUGCUUGCUUUGGAUAUGGAAUGGGUUCCUGACAGAAGCAAGCACCAGAAUAACCCUGUUGCCUUACUACAGCUGGCCAUUGGAGACGCAGUUUGGUUGGUACGCACAUGUGUGCCGAAAUCCUGUUUGGUCGCCACAGCUUUGCCGAGGGAACUUCGAGAGAUCUUAAUGGACCGAUCUGUGACGAAGCUAGUAGUUUCCUUUGACUCAGCAGACGCCCAAAAGCUGCAGACUUCCUUUGGCCUUGCCAACUUGGAAGGCAUUCUGGACAUCUCCAAGCUAGCUCAAAAGCUACAGCUCGCAGGCUGUGGUUUGAAGAAGAUAGCACAACAUUAUGGCCUUCGUAUUGAGAAGGAUCGGGACAUCAGCAUCUCUAACUGGGCCGCAGCAACCUUGUCCGAGCGGCAAGUGCAGUACGCCCGGGACGAUGCUUUCUUCACCUUGCAUCUUGCGACAUCUUUGCUUCGCGACGUCCUCAAAACGACGAGGUCGGUCAAGGUCAACGAUACGGCGACCGAUGCGCCGAAAGUCUUAGAAGCGUUAGAGAGAUCCUGGCAAGUCAUUGAUGGAGCUGUAGGUGUGGAGGACACCGAAGCGCGUGACUUGGCAUUGGAGUGUUUUGUCUCGGAGCUACAUGCAGUGCUGUUGGCCCAUGGCCCUGUGCAAUUCGAAAAGAUGCGAAGGCUCCAGGAUCUUCAAGGAGUGGCCUUCCAGCAGCGGGCCCGCAACUUGCGGUUUCGUCUUAGCAAGGAUUUCAUCAAGGACUACAAAGGUCGUUUCAAGGUGACCAAAUCGGAUGUGGUCGCUGCACGCAGCCCCUUUGAGCUGGCACCCUUCAGCCAAAAGGAAGAGGAGAUCUGUUGGAUGGAUGACGAUGCGCUGGACCGCUGGAAAGAACUCAUGACUGCUGGAAGUGGCUUUAUCCAGGAAUCAGAGUUGACAGGGCGCCUAGGUCUACUGGGACAACAUUUAAGAGGUAUGGAUCGACAAGUUGAAGCGAAGAGGAUUGAUCGAGCUUUGUCUCUAACCAAGCAGCUUCAACCAACAGUGCUGCCGUCCCCCUCAAAAUUACCAGAGGCGACCUUUUCCGAGCAGCGGCACCAGCAGCAUGAUGUGCCACGCACAAUCUUCGCACAAGAACUUCCCCAAAGGUUGGAGAUCCCCCAACUCUGCGAAAAGAUUCGGACAUCCCUGGAGUUGCCACUGGAACGAAUCAAGCUGUUUCGCUCCAAGAAUGGCUACCCAAACCGAGGCUUUGGUUUCCUGGUCUUCCGCAGCGGCGCAGAUGCGCAAGAAGCUUUGCGAAAAGGGAUGCACAUAGAUGGACACUUAGCUGUGCUGCAGCCACACGCACAGCCCCAAGGCUGCUGAAAUCGUGCUGAGGUGUUGUUGGCAAGUCAUCGAUUUGUCAGCAGAAUUCAGCCGACCACUGAAGCAUCCAAUUGCACAGGGACAGGGACAUGUACAGUCGAGCCCUUAAAAUGUCCAUGAAUUUGGAUGUGUCCGGAAAGCAUCAGGUGAUUCUGGGUCCUGGUUGAUUUGUAGCCAUGUCCAAUCCCGUUUGAAAGACUGUGAUCAAGCCGUGAAACGCCAAAA
This is a messenger RNA of Durusdinium trenchii, 1782 nucleotides long. The record is from the annotation of a GenBank genome assembly. NCBI's taxonomy places the organism in Eukaryota, Dinophyceae, Suessiales, Symbiodiniaceae.